GGUCGACCAGCGUGAAAGAUCGAUUUCCCACCGUUGGUGGGUUCUUCGGUGCGUUCGACGCAUAGAACAACGUGUGCGUAUAUCAUCCACGAUUGAGUGUUUAUCACCUUGUGAUUCUUUCGAUCUUUUCACUCCCUCUGGUUCUUUUGUACGUACGGGAAAAAAUGACUCGCCAACGCUCUGAUAACGGGAGUUAAAAAAGAUAGAAGUCGAUCUUACUGCCUGUCGCGCCGAACGCGUCAGUCGUCGUCGUCGCAUCGAGGCAUCCUCGGCGAUCUUGGGAAAUCCGGGAUCAUUCGCGGGAGUGAGGAUGCUGCACGCGGUCUUCGCCGUCCUGCUGCCACGGCUUCUCCUAUUGUCAUCGCUGCUGCUGAUCCAUUCAGGCAUCGUCGUCGCUCUACGCAUGACGUCUCUGCAGAUACCGGAGCACGUCGUGCUGAAUGAAACGGUGCGCAUGCAGUGCAACUUCAACUUGGACCAACAGUUAUUGUAUUCGGUGAAGUGGUACAAGGACGGCCACGAAUUUUAUCGCUACACGCCCAGAGACGCGCCCGCGGUGCUAACGUUCCCGGUGCCCGGUGUGAACGUAAACCCGCGCGAUUCCACCGAGAGCUCGGUCGUCUUGGACAACGUGAAUCUGACAAGCUCGGGGAGAUAUCGAUGCGAAGUGUCGGCCGAGGCGCCCUCUUUUCAGACUGUCUCUGAUCACGCGGACAUGAAGGUAGUCGUUCUACCUAACGAAGGACCGCAGAUAACCGGUGGCCGUUCCAAGUAUCAGGUGGGCGAUGUCGUUCGCAUGAACUGCACGUCGGCACCUUCUAAACCAGCUGCGCUGUUGUCUUGGCUCAUCAACGACGAGCCGGCCAACAACGAGUACCUGAGAAAACAUCCGGUCACCACCGAGAACGGUCUGGAGACCGCGAGGCUCGGUCUGGAGUUCCGCGUCGCGAACAUGCACUUCAGGCAGGGCGACAUGAAGUUAAAGUGCUUGGCGAAAAUAGCCACGGUCUAUCUGAAGAACGACGAGAGCGUGGUGGGCGAAGAGAGCAUUCAGAAACCGCCUAUGGAGAGCCGCGAGACCCGAGCGCAGAGCCGCACUCGCGAGGACCUCAACAACGGAACUGCGAGUGUCGCGGUCCAUCGGACGAUUCUCGUCGUCAUUCUUGUCACAUUGAUCGUCGUCGUGCGAAUCAAGAUGGAGCCUAUGAUUCUAGGAUCACCAAUGAGUAGCCCUAUUCAAAGUCCUGGCAGUCCAGGAGCCUCUUCAACAUAUUUGCCUAGUUUUCUCUUGGGUGACACUACAACUCCUCCAAAGAUCAAUGUUAUGAACAUUCAAGAAAAUCCACGCCAUUUGAAUAUUACAAAUUCCAGCGUAAUGUCAUCAGUUUCCUUCACAACUCCAGAUUAUCGAUCUAAUCGUCAGAAGGCUGUAUUUGGGAACACUACAACUCCUAGUACGCCCCAAAUGAGUCCAAAGAAUCAUACUGGUGGACCUCCGACACGUGGAUUGUUUGAUACUCUAGAAAGUUCACCCUUAUCGUCUCCAUAUGCUUCCACUGCGAAACCAACUACAUCAACUGCUGCUGCUGCUGCUGCUGCUGUAUCUCCAGGCCAAUCUAAGCACAUGAUGAGCACAGUAAGCAGUCCGCUGAUGUUUCCUAACAGUUCACUAACUAUGAGCACCAGCGAAUCCCAGAGUCUGCAGCAAUGGGUAACGGUUUUUGGUUUCCUUCCGUCCGAUAUCAAGGCUGUCUUCGCUUUCAUGUCCACGCGAGUUCGCAUAGUGGACAAACACCUGGGUCCCCAGCCUCAGAGUAAUUGGAUACAUUUGAAAUGUGCGUCAGAGCAAGAAGCGCAGAGAGCUCUUGCGUGUAACGGCAGCAUCAUUUCUGGCUGGACUAUGAUCGGUGUUGUACCGUGCACGGACGAGAGUGUCAUCUUGGGUUCGGACAAAGAGAAUCGUACAAAGCUGAACGGAAGUAUGAGACAGUUUCCUUCGCUUCUCAAAACUCCCGUCAGUCCGUGUCAAUCGCCGUUCAACUUGUCACCCACGUCGAAACGACGAAAAUUACGAUCUUUGGCGGGAGGUCAACCUUUUAGCCCGCAAACGACGCAAUCGCCGGAAAACGCUCCGCAAAAAUCAACUGGUUUAGUUUCGAAAGCAAUGGAGUAUGUAUUUGGUUGGUAAGAUUUCGCUCGUGAAUACGUAACGGUACGUCGGUAAAAGCAUACAAAUUUUAUGCAAUAAGAAAAAAAAAAUCAACAACACAGGAAUUAUUGCUAAGAACUUUGAUAAUUGUGAAAACUGUCCUACAUGAUUGAGGAAAGUGUUUCUUUUUAUAAGUACAUUUUUUUUUGUUACAACGCAAUUAUAUACUAUUGCAUGUUAUAUUUAUAAGUUUAUCUGUACAUUUAUAUAGAUUAAU
This is a messenger RNA of Pseudomyrmex gracilis, 2426 nucleotides long. RefSeq lists its product as uncharacterized. The record is from RefSeq and is a predicted model, not a curated record. NCBI's taxonomy places the organism in Eukaryota, Metazoa, Arthropoda, Insecta, Hymenoptera, Formicidae. The transcript has 8 exons. Gene Ontology annotation, molecular function: nucleic acid binding. The coding region runs from base 311 to 2188 and encodes 625 amino acids.